AUGAGUGAAAAAUCAACGAUAACUUUAGACCGCUUUACUUGCAAAGUUGAUGAGUAUUUCUUUUGUAUCGUUUGUGACCAUAUAGUGAUUGAUCCUUUAGAAUGCUCUAACUGUGAAAAUUUAGCUUGCUCAGAGUGUGUAGCAAAAAUAGAAACCUGCCCACAAUGCAAUAAUCAGAUAAAGCCAAGAGCUACAUCUAAAUAUGCGCUGCAAUAUUAUUCUAUAUUUAUUUAAAUGAGCCAUCUUAAAAUUCAGCCUAUUUUUUUAUAUAAUCAAUUAGCGCUACCUAUUUAAUAUGAAGGUUUUUUGGUUAUAAAUAUUUAAAAUAAUCAUAAUACAUAGUUAAAUAUUUCAAAAAUAAUAUAAAUACUUGGGUAUUUUUCAGAUUUUUUGAGCAAAUCAAUUAGGGAGUGAUUAUAAAAAGCUCACAAUGAAAUGCAUAAAUUUCAAUAAUGGAUGCACUCUAGAAGGGCAAAUCCAUGAUGUGUUGGAGCAUCAAAAAUCAUGCGACUAUGAGAUGUUUAUAUGCUCAAGCCCAAUCUGCAAAAAAAAGCUUCUUAAGAUAGAAAGAUACUGCCUAUCUCCAUUGGUUUGUUCAGAACUCUGUAAAAAAGUGUGCAAUUUUAAUAAACUAUUGGAUACCCUUGGAGAAGAAGAAAUUUUACAAGCUUUUCAAGGAUUUUUGUAUGAAAGUAAAUCUCAAGUAUCCUUCAGAAAUUGGGCUAUUAAGAAAAAAUGAUAAUUUAUAAUUAAUUUAUAAGAGAAAAAUGGCUGAUGGCGUUUAUUAUGAUAAUAUUAUAAGAAAAAGCAGAAUAAUAAAAGAAAGAACUAUGAAAAUAAGAGAAGAAAUUGACAAGCUCGAUAAAGAGCUAGCUGAAAAAGAAAAAUACGAAAAAGAAGAAGAAAGCUUACUGCAAGAGCUUGAAUUAAGGAAAGAAAAUUACCACCCAGGCAAAUGGAGUAUACAAGGACGGUAUUGGACUUGUUGUCUGUCUAAAAACAAAUUAGAAAUAGGAUGUAGAGAACUUUAA
This is a messenger RNA of Blepharisma stoltei, 1031 nucleotides long. The record is from the annotation of a GenBank genome assembly. Lineage: Eukaryota; Ciliophora; Heterotrichea; Heterotrichida; Blepharismidae.